Molecule: messenger RNA, 1065 nt
Organism: Volvox carteri f. nagariensis
Lineage: Eukaryota; Viridiplantae; Chlorophyta; Chlorophyceae; Chlamydomonadales; Volvocaceae
Exons: 6
Coding region: 78-1043 (321 amino acids)
Source: RefSeq, a predicted model, not a curated record
AUUCUCUUAGGAUUGUCUGUAUUGCCGAUACGGAAGGAAUUCAGCUUUGCAGCAAGCAAGCUUCACGGUGUCCAAACAUGAUAAAUUUGAAACAUGUUAUCGUGGGUCAGGGCGUUUGCCAGGUGAAUAGGGUUGUAAGUAGAUCGUCUUUUCUUCCAGCGCGCCCUAACGCUCACUUGCGGAUACGGGCUGAGGCCAGCACCACAAGUAGCAGCACCGGAACGACGACCGAUGCGCGGACGCUAUUUGCAGACCUGGACACUGCAUGUGACAACCUGCGGCGAGCACCCGCGGCCAUGCGUGUGGAGUUCAGCGGUCCCGUACUGGAUUCGUACGAGCAGCUCCGUACAGCGGGAGUAGCCGCCAAGUGGGGCUCGGCGGUAUCUGACGCCUUGCGCCGCCGCAACGUGUUUGUUGGGGAGCUGCGACAGGUGGGCAUCAAGAACCCCGACAAGAUCGCCGUACCUUCCGUACGCAACGACGCCGCAUUCCUCUUCUCCGUUGUUGCGUCCACCAGCAUCCUUGCCGUACUUGCUGGCCAGCUGCCCGGUGACUGGGGCUUCUUCUCCUCCUACCUCAUUGGCAGCAUCACGCUUGUCGUACUGGCGGUUGGUAGUACGGCACCUGGGUUGUUGGCGGUUGUGAUUGACAAGUUCAGCCAGAUAUUCCCGGAUUACAAGGAGCGCAUCAUCGAGCGGACCCUGACCGACGAGGAGAUCGACAACCUGGCAUUGGUGGCGGUAGCAGGCAUUGCGGCGGAGGGCCGGGAGUACGACGAGGUGAUGGGACAAACCGCCGACCUAACCGACUUGCAACGGCUUUUGCUGCGGUCCCGUACUCGCCUCAGCGACUCGCAGCAACAGAACGUCACUCGUUGGGCCGUGUGGGCGGCUGCGGGGUUGCUCCGGACCAAUGCCGCCGAGCAUAAGGCCCUGGUGGAGGCCAUGAGAAGAGGGGCAAGUGUAGCGGGUUGCGUGCAGGCGAUUGAGGCGGCCUCUGCUGCUGCUGCUGCUGCUGCCACUGCCGGCAAGGGCAACAAUUAACAAAUAAUGUAACAUUUCUAGU